Molecule: messenger RNA, 2298 nt
Organism: Lachancea thermotolerans CBS 6340
Lineage: Eukaryota; Fungi; Ascomycota; Saccharomycetes; Saccharomycetales; Saccharomycetaceae
Gene: SOK2
Product: Sok2p
Exons: 1
Coding region: 1-2298 (765 amino acids)
Biological process (GO): positive regulation of transcription by RNA polymerase II
Cellular component (GO): nucleus
Molecular function (GO): DNA-binding transcription factor activity; sequence-specific DNA binding
Source: RefSeq, a predicted model, not a curated record
AUGUCCAACGAACAGAUACACAACGCGUACUCGCAACAGCCCCCACAGCAGCAGCAGCAGCAGCAGCAACCGCAGCAGCAACCGCAGCAUGGCGCUGGGGGCGCCGCCGGCGGCCAGGGAGCGGGCCAGCUUCACGCGCACUCGCAGGCCCAUAUGGUCCAACACUCGCCGUCCCAGGCUCCAAGUCACGCGCACACGGCCUCCGCCGCCCAGGGUAACCCCUACAUGAACCAGGAACACUGGCAAUACCAGUAUGCCCCACAGAUGCACGGCUUUUACACGCAGACGGGCGGCGGGAGCGGCUCCGCAGGCGGCGCCGCGGGGGGCGCGGCCGCGUCACACCAGACGGCGGCCCACCAGUCCCCUAGCGAUCACGUGUCGUACGCCUACUCCCAUUACCCGGCUGCCAGCGCCGCCGCAGACCCCCAGCAACAGCCACAGCAACAGCAACAACAACAACAACAGCAGCAGCCAUACGCUUCGUACGCCUCGAGCGCGGGGUACGGCUACUACCCCUACGCAGCGCAGACCGCCGCUGUCGGCGACGAGCAGCAGCAGGCGUACGCUUCGUACUACCGCCAGGCACAGCUAGCGCAGGUUCAGGCACAGGCCCAGGCUCAGGCGCAAGCGCAGGCCCAAGCACAGGCACAAGCACAGGCUCAAGCACAGGCCCAAGCACAGGCACAAGCCCAGGCCGCCCAGGCCCAGGCGUCCCAGCUGGGCUACCAGUACCCGGGCUUCCUGGGAAGCGGGCGCCCCGGCGCCGCUGCGUCCCAUGACGAGCUCUCCGGCAGCAGCGCGGCUGGCGGCAGUGCCGGCGCGGGCGCGGUUUCGCCGGUCGCGUACUACGGAGAAGAGCUCGGCGGCAAGGCGCGGCGCGCCGUAAGCUCGCGCGGACGCGAGCUCGGCGCGGGAUCCCUAGACGGGUCUGCGCUCCUCGGGCUCGCGGCCGCGGGCGCGCUUGAUCCCACAACGGGCAUGCCCGGCGCGAUGCCGGGCGCUAUGCCAACGGGAAUACACACGGGCAUGGCCGGCGGGAUGGCAACGGGUCUGGGUGCAGCGGCGCGCACGUCCGCGGCAGCAGCCGCCGCAGGCGCACGGCCCCGCGUCACCACAACCAUGUGGGAAGACGAGCACACGCUCUGCUACCAAGUCGAGGCGAACGGCGUGUCCGUGGUGCGGCGCGCCGACAACGACAUGAUCAACGGCACCAAGCUGCUGAACGUGGCCAAGAUGACCCGCGGUCGCCGCGACGGGAUUCUCAAGGCCGAGAAAAUCAGACACGUGGUCAAGGUCGGCUCCAUGCAUCUCAAGGGCGUGUGGAUCCCCUUUGACCGCGCGCUGGCUAUGGCGCAGCGCGAGAAGAUCGUGGAUCUGCUGUUUCCGCUGUUUGUGCGCGACAUCCAGAGCAUCAUCCAGCAAGGCGCCUCAACGGUCUUGGCAGGGCCUGCUGCAGCCGCGGCGUCAGCGGGGCCUGUGCAGGCACCAACGCGCAGCAUGGGCGGCAUGAGCAGCGGCGGCGCCGGUGCCGGCGGCGGAUCCGCGUACUACGCGGACGCCUACCAGCCGCUCGCGGGCUACGGACACUACCAGCCGAUAGACUACGGCUACGCUGCGCGGCCUGUGAUGCACGCCGUCUCCGGGCUCGGCUCCGUGGGCAGCGCCGGACUCGGCAGCUCUGGGCUCGGCUCCGCCGGAUCCGUGGGCUCCGUGAGUGGCGGCGUGCCAAGCUCGAGUGCCAUCGCUACGCACGGUGGACCCUUGUCAGCGGCCGCUGGUCACACAGCUGCUAGCGCCGGCCAUGGCCUAGGCCACGGCCACGGCCCCGGGUCCGGCGUGGGCGUGGGCGUAGGCCCUGUUGACGGCUCUGCUUCCAACGCAGGCCCCGGCUCCGACAACGGCCCCGGUGUGGGUGUUGGUGUUGGUGUGGGUGUUGGCGUGGGUGUCGGGUCCGGGUCCGGGUCUGGCGCUGUGCACGGAACUAGCCCGGGCUCCGGCUCCACAGCCGCUUCCGGCGUUGGCGCAGACCUAGGCUCACACUCUGGUGGCGAUCGCGCGCCUGGAAGCGCCGCGCCAGGCGCGACCUCCUCGGGCGAUGCCACGGGUGCGUCCGUCAUGGGCGUGUCCCACGGAUACCCCAGCCAAGCGGGUGCUAGUUCCAUGGACUCUCUGGCCAAGCCAGUGGCGUCACACAGCACGGACUCUUCGGAACAAACCCCUGUGGGACACGGCGCUCCCGACCAGGUCAAGCCGGAGGCGCUCGACUCGAACGACGCCAAUGCGGCACACGACGAAUGA